AUGUCCAGUUUGUGGAAACUCAAACGAACCAUUCCACUGGCACCAGCAAAAAGCUCUGGAACGCCCCUGUAUUUUGUACAGUGCAUUGGUAAAGCACUGCUACAGCCCAGCUCAGAAGUAGCCAGACAACAACACAGCAAGACAGACUCCAAAUCAAGUGAGAAGGAAACAGGUAGGGGAUCAUGAUGUCAGAGGCACUAAACUGCAAAUAUAUAGCCAUGUCUCUUCCUCUGAUAUUCUUUUGUUAUGCAGAUAAGAUAUACUAUCAGAAGCAGGUCAGCAUGCUUAAAGCCAUCCUCAAAGCAUGA
Molecule: messenger RNA, 308 nt
Organism: Coregonus sp. 'balchen'
Lineage: Eukaryota; Metazoa; Chordata; Actinopteri; Salmoniformes; Salmonidae
Source: the annotation of a GenBank genome assembly